This is a messenger RNA of Panicum virgatum (switchgrass), 1976 nucleotides long. RefSeq names its product iron-sulfur assembly protein IscA-like 1, mitochondrial. The transcript has 4 exons. Bases 1365 to 1757 code for a protein of 130 amino acids. Gene Ontology annotation, cellular component: mitochondrion; cytoplasm. Lineage: Eukaryota; Viridiplantae; Streptophyta; Magnoliopsida; Poales; Poaceae. Gene Ontology annotation, molecular function: 2 iron, 2 sulfur cluster binding. Gene Ontology annotation, biological process: iron-sulfur cluster assembly. The record is from RefSeq and is a predicted model, not a curated record.
GCUCUACCCGCAUUCCCGAUCCCCGCCCUGCGCCGCGCCUCUUCCUCGCGCUCCGGUCGCGGCCUCUACCUCCCUUGGCACCCGCCGCCUGCCAUCCUCUCCCCGACAAGGAUCUGCACCGCCUCCACCGAUUCCCGUGCUGUGCGCCGCCCGCCCUGAAUCGCGUCGCCCCGUGCCGCCGCUCCCCCUCAUCCGCGCCGCCGCCGCCCCUGCCCUCUCCCGCCCCGCUGCAGCCCGUUCCCUCUCCCUGCACCCCUCCCAUCCCUGUCCCGCGGCCCCUGCUGCCCGUUCCCUCACCCUGCGCCUCCCCUGGCCACUCCCUGCGCCGCCCCUGCCGUCUGCCGCCGCCGUGACCCCCCUGCCCUGUCCCGCCGCCCCUGCAGCCCGUUGCCUCUCCCUGCUGCAGGCCCUGCCCUCUCCGCCCCUGCUGCCUCUGCAUUGCUGUGCGCCGCUGCCUCCCCUUUUGUCAUUCAGGAGCUAAAAGUGAGGUCCAGAUAAGCGGGAACAAACAAACAGGGCCCUCGUCAUCCCUCGAAGAAGAGGAACACGUCACGGCAAGGUACACGAGCGCCAAUCCCACCUUAUCCCGGUCCGAGUUUGGCCUCUCCAUUUCCUACCGCAUCCCCCUUCCCUUCCACCCUCCCACCCUCGCGACAUCCAGGUGAUGGCGGUGGCUUCUCCUAGCAGUGUCUACCCCUCCGGCGGAGAUCCAUCCCAGCGGCCACCCACUUGGUUGAGGCCCCUCCUGAGGCUUCCCCUCCCGGUGUGCAGCGAAGCCCCGCGAGGACCCCUUCUCGCGUGUGUCCACGAUCGGCGUUCCUCCCACAGAUCCUUCUAUUUGGCGAAAUAAGUUUAUGUUGAUUUGUGAAUACGAUUUGUGAUACCUAGAGUUGUGCAGUUAUUUUGUUUCAGUUUCUGUUCACAGCGUCAGAUCAGUUUAAUUUUUUUCCAGAAAAGCAGAUCAAUUUAAUUGGGUAGCGCAGAAAAUUUGGGCUUUGUCAGAACAGGAUAAUUUGAAGUUCGUUCUGUCUCUGGUGUCUGGUGGUACUGUUUCAUUUGUUAGUACGCCUAAUUUUUGUGAUGGAAAGUGUACCUAAUGCUUGUGAUUGGAAUAUUGGAGGCAAGUGGAGUGAUCAAAGUUGGUUUUCCCGUAUGGCAUGUUCCCCUCAUGUUUUCCUAUGGUGAAAUAUUGCUGACAUCAACAUGUUAUGGUGCUAUCAAUGUUGCCUUGAACUUAUCCAGAAAUUAUGUUUUCUGACCUGUUUGAGUGGAAAACAUUAUUAUAUAUGUGAUUCCGUUAGGACCUUGCUUUUGCUGCUUGUUCUUGGAGGAGGGUUUGCCGAGGAAGCCGCAGCUAGUUAGCCAUGUUGUCCUCUGUGCUGAGGGCUGUGGCCGACAGGGCCAUCCAGAGGCAGGCCCUCACGCUGACGGAUGCCGCAGCGUCCAGGAUCCGGCAGCUCCUCAGCCUCAGGCAGCGGCCGUACCUGCGGCUCGGCGUCAAAGCCCGAGGCUGCAACGGCCUCUCAUACACGCUCAACUACGCCGAUGAGAAGGGGAAGUUUGAUGAGCUUGUCGAGGAGAAAGGGGUUAAAGUGCUUAUCGACCCCAAGGCAUUAAUGCAUGUUAUUGGCACCAAGAUGGACUAUGUUGAUGAUCCACUGAAGUCCGAGUUUGUGUUCAUAAACCCAAAUUCCAAAGGGGAGUGCGGCUGCGGUGAAUCCUUUAUGACUACUAGCAGCAAAGGGUCCACAUCAUGAUGUGUUUUGCGUUGUAAAUGCAUAAAGGCCUCGGCUACUGAUUUUGUUGGGUCUGUUGUGUUGCAACCUUGUUGGGUCUGCAGCUAUUUGUUUCUGUUUUGUCUCCUACUUCCCCCAUUUUUUCAUAGAUCUGCUAGAACAGAUGAAGAUUGUGGGGUUUGCACCUUGUACUCCUUUGAUAGCUUGAAUCUCCAUUUUGAGCGAUUUUUGUGCUGGAAA